UAUUUGGGCCCAUUCAAAUGCUUUUUUUUUUUUUGGUAGACACAUUUUAUUGGAAUGCCAAAAACAGUGAAAAGCCAUGAAAGCAUAGACCUUUUGUGUCACCAUAAUUCAAUCCAAUUUCAAAAAAACCAAACCCCUGUUUUCCUCUGUUUUCCAAUGGAUCCCAAGCCCUCAAAGCUACCGCAAGAGCUACCCAUCUUCCACCAGCCCCUGGCCCACCCACAACAGCCUCAGAUCACAGACACCAAGCCGUCUUCAUCAUCCGACGGUCGAGAAUUGCAGAUUGUUGUAGCAGAGAAAGAUGAUGGCAAGAAACAGCUUGCACCCAAGAGAAGCUCCAACAAGGAUAGACAUACUAAGGUGGACGGUAGGGGGAGAAGGAUACGGAUGCCAGCCUUAUGUGCGGCCAGGAUUUUCCAGCUCACGAGAGAGCUGGGCCACAAAUCAGACGGUGAGACAAUACAGUGGCUGCUGCAGCAAUCGGAGGCGUCGAUUAUUGCUGCGACGGGUACCGGAACGAUCCCUGCGUCGAUGCUAACCGGCGCCGCCGUCGGGUCGGUUUCCCAACAGGGGAGUUCAUCUUCGGUCGGGCCGCACCCGGAACUGGGACCGGGUAUCGGGUCUAGAGCUAAUUGGACUAUGAUAGGAGGAGGUAGCUAUGGUAGACCGCACAUCGCCACGGGCCUGUGGCCCACCGUCGGUGGCUUUGGGCCCGGGGUUCUUCACACGGCAGGCCCGUCUACAUCAACCUUCGGAGGUGAGGGUUCGAAUUUCUUGCCACGGAUCGGGGUCCAUGGGUUCGAAUUGCCGGGUCCCAACAUGGGCCCGGUGAGUUUUGGACCGAUCUUGGGUGGACACAAUCAACAGCUGCCUGGAUUGGAGCUUGGGUUGUCGCAAGAUGGGCAUAUUGGAGUUUUGACUACACAGGCCUUGAGCCAGUUCUAUCAGCAGGCUGGGCAUGGAAGGGGGGUGGGGCCAUCUCAACAGACGGCUCAGAUGCCACCAUCUAGUAAGGAUGAUUCUCAAGGUUCAAGAUAGUGAGAGUGGUAAGUGUUUUGAAGGAGAAUUUAAGGAGAUCAACGGAUGGGAUUGUGCGAUGGGAAUACGGAGUUCUUCGGUGUAGCUGCAGGAGUUGGGGAAGAGAGAUAUGGGAGAAUUUUCAUUGUUUUAAGGAAAUUGGAUUGUUUGGAUGGAUUUGGGUAUUGGGUGUGGCCCAUCUUUCUCUGCUUAGCUUCAUCCAAGUCUCCAUAUACAGGGGGGAAUGUGCAAAACUGAAUGGAUUGGUAUUGGACUUAAAUACUUAUUUUCAGAUCGUUGGUAUGGUAGGACAUGGAUGACGGGUCUCUCUCCUCCAUCAAAUGAUCUCAGAUAUCCAGCUGAUGUACAUUUCGAUAUCGCAUGUGGGGUAGUUUCAAUCAUGCGUUGCAACCCCACAGUAGGGCCCACUGGAUGAACUGUAAGGUGGGGUCCACCUGCAUGAAGCAAUGGCUCAAAUCAAUGUUCCGGUGAUUCAAGUGCAGAUUUGUAUAUCUCCCCUCAUGAGGAGAAUAUUUCUAUGAACAUUUCAUUUAAAUGUAGUUUAUGAGCA
Molecule: messenger RNA, 1588 nt
Organism: Magnolia sinica
Lineage: Eukaryota; Viridiplantae; Streptophyta; Magnoliopsida; Magnoliales; Magnoliaceae
Product: transcription factor TCP20-like
Exons: 3
Coding region: 55-1038 (327 amino acids)
Cellular component (GO): nucleus
Molecular function (GO): DNA-binding transcription factor activity; sequence-specific DNA binding
Source: RefSeq, a predicted model, not a curated record